This is a messenger RNA of Cucumis melo (muskmelon), 859 nucleotides long. RefSeq lists its product as uncharacterized. Bases 81 to 668 code for a protein of 195 amino acids. The transcript has a single exon. The record is from RefSeq and is a predicted model, not a curated record. Gene Ontology annotation, cellular component: cytoplasm; nucleus. NCBI's taxonomy places the organism in Eukaryota, Viridiplantae, Streptophyta, Magnoliopsida, Cucurbitales, Cucurbitaceae.
GGGUGUAAGAGAGCUUUAGUAGGGAUGAAGAGUUUGAUGAGAUAAAUUUGUGGAUUGUGGUAGGAAAAAAGUGGUGUGAUAUGGCACGUGCGAGGACAACGAGGAGCCAGUUAUUGGAGGUCCCAACUAGAGCACUAAAAAUCGUGCUACCCACAUGCCCUUCUUUUGUCUCCCCUAUAAUAACCCCUUUUUCUCUUCCUCAUCCUUCUUAUCUUCUUCCCCCCUUCCCCCAAAUUCCUACUUUUCCCCUUUCUCUUCUUUAUCUUAUGGCCGACUCCCACCGACGAACCUCCCCCACCACUACCCGCCAUCCCCAGCAACCAAGCCGUCUUCAACGCCGCGCUCCGGCCUCCCUCCAAAUCAAUCGCUCCGAUUGGAAGGUCGCCAUCCCUCUCUUGUCCCCCCUCGUCUCUCCUUCCUCUCCCAAAGAUAUCCAGAAUUGGACGCCCGAUUCCAGAGAAGCUUCCUCCGCUACUUCUUCUUCUUCUUCUUCUUCUUCUUCCCAUCAUCAUCAUCAUCAUCAUCAUCAUCAUCAUCAUCAUCAUCAACAUCAACAUCAUAAAGACCCAGAGGCGGAGAAGGCGCCGGUAUUCAAGAAAUGGCAGCAUCCGGCGGCUCCAUUUCAUUACGAUUCCGGUCCUAGGGCUCCCAGAUUCGUACCCGUUUAGAUUUUUUUUUUUUUUUUUUUGAAUUAAAAAGAAAUAAAAUAUGUUGAAUUAGAUCUGUAAUGAUAAGAAUUUGUAGUCCGUAGAUCUAACGGUCUGUUUUUGAGGAGCUUAUUGACUGCAACUUAUGGUUAACCACAGUUGAAUAUUUUUGUACAUUGUGUUUUAUUAGUAUUUUUAUUAUUAAUUGGUCA